AGCUGAGCUGUCAGGCUGUGGCCGCCAUGUCUGUGAGGAAGGGAGAUCGUUACUCAGUGCUGCUACCGACCUACAACGAACGGGACAACCUACCGCUCAUAGUCUGGCUGCUGGUCAAAUGCUUCAAAGAGAGUGGAUAUGAUUAUGAAAUUAUAAUUAUUGAUGAUGGAAGCCCAGAUGGAACAUUGGAAGUCGCUAAGCAACUGGAAAAGAUUUAUGGAUCUGACAAAAUUUUACUUCGACCCAGAGCAAAGAAGUUGGGUUUGGGCACUGCAUACAUCCACGGAAUGCAACAUGCCACAGGCAACUUCAUUAUCAUCAUGGAUGCUGACCUCUCUCACCACCCCAAAUUUAUACCUGAAUUCAUCCGAAAACAAAACGAAGGGAACUUCGAUAUCGUUUCUGGUACGCGGUACGUUGGAAAUGGAGGCGUUUAUGGCUGGGAUUUAAAAAGAAAAGUUAUAAGCCGUGGAGCCAACUUUGUAACUCAGGUUUUACUGAGACCGGGAGCCUCUGAUCUAACAGGAAGCUUUAGAUUGUACAGGAAAGAAGUUCUGGAAAAGUUGGUAGAAAGAUGUGUCUCGAAGGGUUAUGUAUUCCAGAUGGAGAUGAUUGUCCGAGCCCGCCAGUUGAACUAUACUAUUGGAGAGGUUCCCAUCUCAUUUGUGGAUCGGGUCUACGGAGAGUCCAAACUCGGAGGCAAUGAAAUUGUAUCUUUCUUGAAAGGCUUGCUGACAUUAUUUGCAACAACAUGACCUGGACUCAAAUGUUUUUUUGUUUUCUUUUUUCCCAACUUAUAAUUUUUAGUUGAAGGGAUAUUCACUGAAAUUUGACCAAAUUUAUCGAGUUGUAUGUUUUAAAUAAUGCCUUUCUGAGCAUUUGUUUCUAUAUUCCCUGUGAUGCAAUUAAAACACUUUUUUUUAUUAACAAGUGCUCUGCUUCUUAUACCAAAAUACAAGUGCAGCUUAAUGAAUUUUUCUGAUUCCAUAUGUUGCCUUGUCGUUGUGGUUUUAUUUUUGUAUAUUUCAGUGUUUACCACAUGUGAAGUUUUACUCCCUUUCGGUUGGUUUUGUGGCUAAAUCUGUGGAUAGGAUUGAGGAUUCGUUAACCUUGA
Molecule: messenger RNA, 1114 nt
Organism: Pelobates fuscus (common spadefoot toad)
Lineage: Eukaryota; Metazoa; Chordata; Amphibia; Anura; Pelobatidae
Gene: DPM1
Product: dolichyl-phosphate mannosyltransferase subunit 1, catalytic
Exons: 9
Coding region: 27-755 (242 amino acids)
Biological process (GO): dolichol-linked oligosaccharide biosynthetic process; GPI anchor biosynthetic process; protein O-linked glycosylation via mannose
Cellular component (GO): endoplasmic reticulum membrane
Molecular function (GO): dolichyl-phosphate beta-D-mannosyltransferase activity
Source: RefSeq, a predicted model, not a curated record